AUGAAUACAACCACACCGGAAGCCCAUGGAGCUAAUGGUUUCGUUCCCGGGACGGUGCAUUUGGUGGAUAUGCAAGGCGUGAUGCAGACGAAACACGCGAAGGGUGCCGAAAACGAUAUUGUGUUGGUACCUCAACCAUCAACGCACCCUGACGAUCCAUUGAACUGGCCAAGUCGAAGAAAACUCCUGUCAGUGUUUUGUAUGUCUACGUACGUGCUUGUCACAGGCAUUUGUUCUUCUGCUCUAUACUCGACAUUGGAUCCACUCUCGGAAGCAACUGGGAUUUCGAUAGCAGAUCUGAACGCUGGAACUGGCUACAUGUUCCUAGCUUUUGGCUGGGGAUGCUUAUUGUGGCAAGCAAUCGCCCUCCAAUAUGGAAAACGUCCAGUCUACCUGAUAUCUCUCUUGGGUACCAUGGCUAUCAUGGUCUGGCAGCCAUAUAUCAGAAGCAAUGGCCAAUGGAUUGUGGCGAAGCUUUUGCAGGGCGUUUUUGGUUCUCCUAUCGAAUCUUUGGGCGAGAUCUCUGUCUCGGACGUGUUUUUUACACACGAACGUGGCAGAUACCUCGCUGUAUAUGCGUUGGCACUUGGGUACAGCAACGGCAUUGCACCACUUAUUAUGGCGUUCAUCACCAGUGGUCAAGGGUGGCGAUGGGUUUUUUAUUGGUGCGCGAUAUUCAGUGCAGGCGCAUUUGUCAUCCUGUUCUUCUGCCUGGAAGAGACCAAUUUUGAUCGGCCAUCAGUCACGGGCAUGGAAGAGUCAGCAGCUAUAGGCGGCACGCUUACUGCGAGCACUGAUGAAGCCGGACCUCAGACCGCAGACCUCGAAAGUCGCGUUCACCAGCACGGAGACAACAAAUCUGCUGCACUUGAGAGCAGUGGUACAGAGCAAGCUCAUGGUGAUGUUGAACUAGUUACGAAAUCCUACCUGGCGAAAUUACGACCUUUUCAACCAGGUGUCUUCCGUCGAAAAUGCCACCUCGGUCUCCUGAUGCUCCGCCCAUUACAGCUUACCUUUUUACCUAUAGUGGCGUAUGCGGGUUUCCUAUACGGGUGCAAUAUCAUUUGGUUAUCUGUCCUGAAUGCUACAGAAUCACUGGUUCUCUCCAGAAACCCAUAUAAUUUUGCAACAUGGCAAGUCGGACUCACCUUUAUCGCACCCAUAGUUGGCACCACGCUUGGAUCUCUCUAUACCGGACUUUUUGGAGAUUGGCUGAUUGUCAAACUCGCACGCCGCAAUGGUGGUUAUUUCGAAGCGGAAUUCCGGCUUUGGCUAUUCGUCCUAUUGCUUGUCUUAAUCCCCUUUGGUAAUAUUCUGUGGGGUGUUGGGGCAGAACAUGAUAUUAACUGGUUUGGACUUGUCUUCGCGAUGGGAACGAUUUCUUUUACCACCACUUCCGGCUCUCAAGCUUCAAUCGCCUACCUGAUCGACGCUUACCGUGACUUGAGCGGUGAGGCUCUUGUGACGGUCAUCAUUAUUCGAAAUACUAUGUCUUUUGGCAUCGGUUAUGCCGUCACCCCCUGGGUCGUCAAUCUGGGUUAUCAGAAUGCUUUCCUCCUAGCAGCUUUUAUCGGCUUAGCACACAACUUGACAAUAUUUCCAGUCAUGAAAUGGGGGCGAGAGUUGCGACGCCGGAGCGCAACCACAUACUGGCGCUAUUUGGAGUCUGCUCGUGAGAAAGGUAUCUCUCAUUGA
Molecule: messenger RNA, 1695 nt
Organism: Exophiala oligosperma
Lineage: Eukaryota; Fungi; Ascomycota; Eurotiomycetes; Chaetothyriales; Herpotrichiellaceae
Exons: 8
Coding region: 1-1695 (564 amino acids)
Biological process (GO): transmembrane transport
Molecular function (GO): transmembrane transporter activity
Source: RefSeq, a predicted model, not a curated record